Scatophagus argus is the source of this 2924-nucleotide messenger RNA. RefSeq names its product GTPase IMAP family member 8-like. Gene Ontology annotation, molecular function: GTP binding. The transcript has 4 exons. NCBI's taxonomy places the organism in Eukaryota, Metazoa, Chordata, Actinopteri, Scatophagidae. Bases 187 to 2691 code for a protein of 834 amino acids. The record is from RefSeq and is a predicted model, not a curated record.
GGAAAUGUGAGUAAAUGAGCUCACACAUUUUGGUCUGCGUGUUUUGGAGAAUGCAGAUGGAAAACUGUUUGUAGUUUUUAUAUUUUUAUAGCGAGCAGCUUUUACUUUCACUUUCAUUUGUGUCGUUUGUGGCGCAGCAAGAAUUUGUUGCCCAGUUUCUCCAGGUGUCUCCUGCACGGCGACAACAUGGCCGCUGCGGCAGCAGACGAAGGAAGCGUAGCGAGGUCUCUGAGCCACAGCAGCAGCUAUCAGUUCCUUCCUCCCACCAUGUCUGAGCUGCGGGUUGUUCUGCUGGGGAACAGCUGGUCUCAGAGGAGCUCAGUGAUUAACUUCAUACUGAGAAGGACUGUGGUCAACACUGAGGAAGAACCAGACUGCUGUCUGACCAUCAGACGCCAGCUGAAAGAGAAAGAAAUCGUCCUCAUCAACACCUCAGAUCUGCUGCAUCCCAACAUCUCUGAGAACAAACUGAAAGAACAUGUGAAAAAGUGUGUGAGACUCUGUGGUCCUGGACCUCAUGUGUUCCUGCUGGUUCUCCAGCCUGAGGACUUCACUGAGGAACACAAACUGAAGCUCUGCAGAGUCCUUCAGCGCUUCAGUGAUCGAUCAUUUGAUCAUUCACUGGUUCUGAUGUCAACACCCAGAGAGGAGAGUCCAGGUUUCAUGGAAGAAUAUCAUCAGCGUCCACCCUUCAAAGACCUGAUCAGAAGAUGUCAGUACAGGUUCUUGUGGCAGAAGAAUCUUGAACUUCCAGAGCUGUUAACACGCUUGGGUCAAAUUGCAAAGGAGAACGAUAGAGGGCAUGUUAGCUGUGAUGUGUUUGAUGAUGAGGAUGAAGGUUUACUCAUGUCUCCACAGUCUGUGUCUGACCCAGUCAAACCAGCUUUAAACCUGGUUCUGUGUGGGAGGAGAGGAGCAGGGAAGACUUCAGCAGCCAAAGCCAUUUUCCUUCAGACAGACUCUGAUUCAGUCUCCACCUCAUCACGGUGUGUUAGACAUCAGGGAGAGGUGUGUGGACGUCAGCUUUCCCUGGUGGAGCUGCCGGCCUUGUAUGGAAAACCUCAGAAGGAAGUGAUGGAGGAAUCGUUCAGGUGCAUGUCCCUCUGUGAUCCUGAGGGCGUCCAUGCCUUCAUCCUGGUCCUACCUGUGGGUCCCCUCACUGAAGAAGACAAAGGAGAGUUCAAGACCAUCCAGAACACAUUCGGCUCUGGAGUCAAUGACUUCACCCUGAUUCUGUUCGCUGUGAACUCAGAUCCUACAGCUCCAGCUGUUGUUAACUUUGUAAAGGAAGACAAGGACAUCCAGGAGCUCCGUCAGAGCUGUGGAGGAAGACAUGUUGUUCUCAACAUCAAGGACAAGCAGCAGAUCCCAGAGCUGCUGGAUGAUGUGGGAAGGAUGAGAGCUGAAGGAUCCAGAUGCUUCACAAAGGACAUGUUCACCAGGGCUCAGAUGGAGAAGGUUUCAAGACUUAAAGCUGAACUGCAGGGUGUGAAACAGAGGAGUGAGACACAACAUGAUGAUGGGAAUCAGAGCAGAGAGAGUCUCAGGAUGGUGCUGAUUGGGCGGACUGGCAGUGGGAAAAGUGCAACAGGAAACACCAUUUUAGGCAAAAAACAUUUUGAACCCAGAAUCACCCCGAAGCCAGCGACCAGGUUCUGUGAGAGGGCAACAGGAGAGGUUGAUGGACGACCUGUGACUGUGGUCAACACUCCUGCAUUGUUUGAUCCAACUCUGUCUGAUGAGGAAAUUCAACAGGAGCUUCACAGAUGCUUCAGCAUGUUGUCUCCUGGACCUCAUGUGUUCUUACUGGUGCUGCAGAUCGGGACCUUUAAAGACGAGGAAAAAGACUGUGUGGAGCUGAUCAAGAAGGUUUUCGGCAAGAAGUCUGAAGACUUCAUCAUCAUCAUAUUCACCAGAGGAGAUGAGCUGACGAACCAGACAUUUGAGAGUUAUGUUGAAGGUUGUGAUGAUUAUGUCAGACAGCUCAUAAGUGACUGUGGAGGGAGAUACCAGGUCUUCAAUAACAAGGAUUACACAAACCGCACACAAGUCAGAGAGCUGCUGACCAACAUCGAGACAAUGGUGAGGAACAAUGGUGGCUGCUACUACACUGAGAUGCUGGGUGACAGCGACAAAUUCAUGCAAGCACGAGUGGAGAAGAAUUUGAAAGAGAAGGAAGACGGCAUGAAGAGAAAACAUGAGGAAGAUCUGAAAACACUGAAAAGGAAAAUAAGUGAACAGUGUGGAGAAAUCGAACAGGAGAGAAAACUGAGAGUCAAAGAGCUGAAGGACAAAGACGAGUGCAUCAACAGGGAGCGUCAGAACAGAAAGAAAGAACGACAGGAAGAGGAAAGAAGAUGGAAGAAACAAGAAGAAACUCAGCGGCAGGAGUGGAGGAAAAGACUGGAAGCCUCUGAGAAACAGAGGGAAAUCACUGAGAGGAAGCUGGAGCAGUGCAGGAAGGACAUGAAGAGAGAGCGAGACGCUUGGGACAAGGAGAGAAAGGACAUGUGGGAACGAAUACGUCAGGAGGACAAACAGACUCUAGAGGAGGAGAAAACAAGCUUCAGGAAGCUCCAAGACGAGUACCAUCGUAAGAGAAGAAAAUGGACAUAUUCUGUGGUCGUGCUGCUGGUGUUUCUGUUAUCUUUACUGUACUUUAUUAUGUUUAUGAGUUAUGCAAACACAUAGACUGCAGAGAGCACUACGUCCAGAAACACACAGAACGACUCUGACUGCUUCCCAGGGACACAAAGACUGCAGAUUCACAUUUCUGGACCUUGGAGAUCAGUUUCCUCAGCAGCCGUAUGACAAAUCAAAUCACUAAUAAGUCACACUAGAGACGUCAUCUACAUGUUAAAAAUCAAGAAUUUUAUAACAAUAAUAAUGAUGUAUAUUAAUAUAUAAAGAAACUAAAAUCUGAA